Peromyscus eremicus (cactus mouse) is the source of this 3111-nucleotide messenger RNA. RefSeq names its product cysteine rich tail 1 (gene Cysrt1). The coding region runs from base 2433 to 2864 and encodes 143 amino acids. The record is from RefSeq and is a predicted model, not a curated record. The transcript is spliced from 2 exons. NCBI's taxonomy places the organism in Eukaryota, Metazoa, Chordata, Mammalia, Rodentia, Cricetidae.
ACCCGCGCGGGGUCCACGGGGCGGGGCCAGUCUCCUAGCCGCCCCUCGAUCCACUCCUGGCCUGGCGUCUGCUCCCAGGGUCGACCUCCCAGCUAGCUACAGGGAGAUCAGGAUCCCCGUGUCGCCAACGUUCCCUUCCUUCUUGGCUGACACUCCGAGGGGCCAAACCCUCCGCCGAAUUUUCUAAGGGAAACCUUCACUUUUUACUCCCUCACGUAUUGAGCCUCACAAUGCCCGAGCAGGGGUCCUAGCGGUCCACCAGUGUCUCGUCUACCUUUCGAGCUCAGAAGGGGCAGGGUCCUUUCACUCCAAACCUCGACACACCCCCUGGGUGAACGCCCGGAGUUUUCCAACUCACUGACGUAGCCACACUGCACCCAGGACUCAUCAACUCAAAAAGGGCGAUAUGACAGUAAAAGGGAUAAAGGGUUAAGCGGAUACCAGAGGAGUGGACAGAGGGGACUGGGGCAGUCACAAGGAGGCUCAGCCGGUGCACUGACCGGAGGUGGAGGGUUGGAAAUACCUGGACAGGCUGGCAGUCCACGGGUUGGGUGGAGGGCCCACUGAGCACACCUGCCUAGGGUGGAGUAGCCCUUUCUUGUAUCGCAUCAGGUCAGCACGUGCUUCUAUGUCUCACAGUUCUGUGCUAAACUGACCCCACCCAGCAGAGGCCCCAUUCCUCCUCCUACCUGGUCCUCUUCUACCUGGACUACACCUUUGCCUCAGGGGAGCCCUCCAUGAGGAAAGGACAAAGGACACGCUGGUGACCGAGUGUCUACGUGUUUAGAGUGCCAUUCUGUACUAUCUCAUGGCCGCCAUGCAGCAUGGUGGCAUACCUGUGACCAACACGGAGUCCUGUGCCUGACUCUGGACAACCCAGAUUUUCUUCAGGCCACAGUCCCUCUCUGUACAAUCCAGACGGAGGGAACAGUGUUCCUGGGGAGCCAAAACUGGGCCAGAAUUUACAGCUCUAUGGAACCAAGGGCGCACAUCAGGGCUCCUUCAAGCAAGACCAGGUGAGAGAAGGGGUCAGGUGCGGGGGUGUGGAGGGGAGGCGUCUCGUGGGAUCCUGGCAUCAUGCUGGGGUAACUCAGGUAGCUGUGGCCAGAAAAAGGAAUGGGCCCACCCUUUCCGGGAGGGCUCUGCUCACUUACCCACCCACUCCGCCCGCGCGCAAGGCCACCUACGGCCCCACCCUUUGCCCAAGGUCCCGCCCCGUGAAAUGAAGCCACGCCCCGUGGUAGAAUAAGCUUCCCGCCGCACCUCCCCCGUCCCAGCCGCCUUUCUGAGCUGAGCGGAGCAAGCCAAGGAUCCAUCCAAACCGGGUCUUUUGGGAAACCCUGGAGCGCGAAGGCUUCUGGGGAAUUAAGUUUCCACUGGGCACCUCGGCCGGAUUUACGCAUGCUCGCGGCUAGGGGCGGAGUCUACAGGGGCAGUGGGCAAGGUUAAGGGUUCUUACGUAGAGAGCUCCGUUUUCCACCUCUUAAGCGUGUUUCCCCCAGACCCAUUUCCUUCUACUUGCUAAGUUGCUCAACCUGCCUGACUGGUUCUAAGCAGGCUACUCAGUCACCCUGGCUUGCAGUCCCUGCCCUACUUGGUGUCUCCUUCCUGGUGUUUUCCGGAGUGGGGUCCAAGCCGUCCCACUGCAGUGUAGACCCAGAGGAGCCCACUGGCUGGCCCAUAAACUUGCAACUAUUGCCCCCCACCUCGAGCCCCACGGUCAUUCUUCAUGUCCCCUAUGGGCGAGGAGGUGAAGCUACUAAAGCAGAGGGGUGCCAGGGCCAAGAAUGGGUGCGGGGGACAGAAAACUUUGGGGAGCUUCACCCCAACUCACCAACACAGGGAAACUGCAGUUUUAGAAACAAGCUGAAAAUGUCACUUGUGUCUGAUGUCCAUGUAACUGUAAGAUAAGUAAAGUGUGUCUACAAAGUUGUGUCAAACUUUUUUUUUAAUUAGGAAAGUGGACAAUCCUGUAAGCAGUCUCAAGCAUCCCGGUAUCUGCUGGGUCUGGGCAGCAGGUGGCAAGGAGGAACUCUGACAGUAGCUGUAGAGGUGUGAGCAAUGGCUGGGUAACCCCAGCCCCUCUGAAGGCCCCAGAAUCUGAAGGCCUGCCUCCACUUCCUUUCUGGGGCCAUGACCCAAGGAGGUAAAGCACGCUCAGAUGAAUCGUGAUUGAGUCACCCCAGAUUGGCAAAUGCCCCUUAGAGCCCAAACCUUGGCCUCCACCCAUCUGGGAAUGAGGGGUGACUGGCUGCUGUGCUCCAGUUGCUAAGGCCCUUGGGAUCUUGAGAACCCCAUCUUUGAGCUCCGCCCCAAGGCCCCACCCCUCUCUAGGAGGGAAAAGGCACCGCUGGUAGCUCUACUCACAGGCACUGGGACCUGGAGCUGGAGGACUAGAAGUCACGCUGCUGUUGCUGGCUGCAGCUUGGGCCAUGGACCCCCAUGAGAUGGUUGUGAAGAAUCCAUACGCUCACAUCAGCAUCCCUCGGGCUCACCUGCGGUCUGACCUGGGGCAGCAGUCAGAGGAGGGUCCCUCUUCAUCUUCCUCCUCGGAGAGUCAGCCUCUGCCUUCAGGAACCUGCGCCCCAGAGCCAGCAGGCCUCUUGCAGACUACUGAAGCCCCAGGGCCCAAGGGUAUCAAGGGCACCAAAGGCACUGCUCCUGAGCAGAACCAACAGACCUGGCAGUCACCCUGCAAUCCCUACAGCAGUGGGCAGCGUCCAUCAGGACUGACUUAUGCUGGCCUGCCGCCUGUGGGCCGUGGCGACGACAUUGCCCACCACUGCUGCUGCUUCCCUUGCUGCUCCUGCUGCCACUGUCCACGAUUCUGCCGCUGUCACAGCUGUUGCUGUGUUGUCUCCUAGCCUGACUAUCCAACCUCUGGGGCUGUGGGGCCCAGGCCUCUGCUCAAUGCCAAAGUGUUGCUGGACAUCAGGAGCGGCCAUGGGCAUGGGCAUCAGCCACUUCUUGCCCUGGACGGGGGAGCCUGUCCACCAGGAAGGCUCAGCGGGUGCCCUCUGGAAUACGGUCCCAGCCACUAGCCAUGUUGGCAGCAAUAGGGACACUCUUCACUUCCUACGAGACUUGGGCAAUAAAGCAGGGUGAGCAGUG